UUACAUUCCUGUAGCAAGGCUUGAAUAAUUGCUUAUCAUGCAAAUGCAGAGAGCGGUAAUCAUAACCGUAACAAUAUUUCUUUUGAUAUUCUAUUAUUCUGUCUCACAUGUUUCAUCAGUUGACACCCUCAAACAGGGGAUAGGCUAAAUUCUUCUGCAUAUCAGGUUUCUACCUACGAAGUUUUCACUUUAGGGUAUUAUAGCCUCGAAAAUACCAAUAACAGUUAUUUAGGAGCAUGGUUCACGGAUGAUUCAUAUGGUCCAGUAUGGCUUGGCAACAGAGACAAACUUAUUGCUGAUAAUUCUGGUGUUCUCACAAUAAGCAGAAUCAAGAAACUUAUUAUCAACAACAGUGGACGAGAUCCUAUUGAGCUGUACCGAAAUGAAAAUUGAAUGAAUAUAACAGCCACUCUGUUGAAUUCGGGCAAUUUCGUAGUGAAAGAGAUGAAUAGAACUGGUUCUGGGAAUAGGGUUUUGUAGCAAAGCUUUGAUUAUCCCACUGAUCAUAAGGCAGCGAGGAGUGGCUAAUUGGACCAGUGGAGAAUUGAAGGAUUAUAUUGAUGAGGACAGGCCAGAGUUGAAACUCAAGAAAUUUAAGAAUAUAGGCGGUGGAUAUGAUCCAUAUAAUUUUAUUUACAAUUUUGUCAAUGUCACAAAUGGUGGUGAGAAUUAUAUGAGCUACUUCCUUGAAAUAGACCCGGUUCUCACCCCCGAUGAACUAAAAAUUUCUGGAUGGAAGCUAGACUCUGAAGGGUUUAUAUUCGAUCAUAGAAGAAUGGUAAUUGCAAAUGUGCGACGUUGUUAUGGUUAUAACACCCGAGAAGGCUACGAAUUAUGGGAACAGCCUAAGUGCAGGAAUCACAAAGAGACGUUUGCUCGGAGGUCUGGGCAUUUUAGGUCAAUAAGCGAUUCAUAUUCCAUUUAUGAUAACAGUUCAAGCCUUACUGAGAGUGACUGCAGAGGUAACUGCUGGAAUGACUGCGAAUGUGUAGGCUAUACAGCAGGUAGUGAAUCUGGAUGUGUAUAUUGGAAAGGGAAAGAUUUGGCAUUUGAACAGAGUCUUGAUGGUUCGGAAGGUAGAAUACAUAUUCUCAUCUCUGAGCCAGCAAAGAAAGGAAAGAAGAAGAUGAUUUGGAUAAACAUUGCUUUGGUGACUACAGUAGUUCUGCUAUUGUUGGGCAAUUCAUGGUUCAUCAUGCGUAAAAUUAAACAAGGGAAAUUGGAGGAAGAACUUAAAAAAAUGAUAACCCUAGAGGAAUAUACAGACACAGAUGAACUGGACAACGACGGAAGAAAGGGACGUGAUCUCAGACUAUUUACAUAUUCAUCUAUCCUGGCCACUACAAAUAGCUUUUCAUCAGAAAACAAACUGGGUGAGGGUGGUUUCAGCCCUGUUUAUAAGGGAAAAAUGGUCAAAGGGCGAGAAAUAGCAGUCAAAAUACUCUCACGAGGGUCAAAUCAAGGAUUGCUCGAGUUUAAAACCGAGCUAAUACUUAUAUCUAAAAUUCAACAUGUGAAUCUAGUCAAGUUAUUGGGUUUUUGCAUCCAUGGAGACGAGAAGAUGAUAAUCUAUGACUACAUGCCCAACAAAAGUUUGGACUUCUUUCUCUUUCAUCCAGCAAAGGAGCUCUUAAAUUGGGAUACACGUUUUAACAUCAUCGAAGGGAUUGCUCAAGGACUGUUCUACGUCCACAAAUAUUCACGAUUAAGGAUAAUUCAUAGAGAUUUAAAAGCCAGUAAAUUAUUACUUGACGAGAACAUGACCCCCAAAAUUUCUAAUUUUGGACUUGCAAAAAUCUUCCAUAAGAAUGUGAUAGAAGCAAAUACAAAUAGGCGCGUGGGGACAUAUGGUUACAUGGCUCCCGAGUACGCAAUGCAGGGUAUUUACUCUGCCAAAUCGGAUAUCUAUAGUUUUGGAGUUUUAAUACUUGAGAUUGUGAGGGGUAAAAAAAACAAUUGCUUCCACAAUCAAGAAGGUCCUCUCAAUCUAGUGGAAUAUGCCUAGGAACUAUGGAGCAAAGAUGCUGCAUUAGAGGUCGUGGAUGUGACACUGAAAAGUUCAUGCAGCCAUAUAGAUCAAUUGAAAAGAUGCAUUCAUGUCGGUCUUUUAUGCUUGGAAAAUCGUUCAACUGAUCGCCCUACGAUUGAGGAUGUUCUAUCCAUGUUAAAAAAUGAAACGAAGCUUUUGCCAAUGCCAAAAUGCCCAGCAUUCGUCACAAGUAACGUAGUUCAUGAACUUGAAAAUGGCAAGUCAAAGGAGUUUUCAGCUAAUGGACUCUCAGUGUCAUCAAUGGAUGGAAGAUGAUAGAAUUUUAGAUCUACUCUUCUUUGAGUGGAGGGGGUUAUAUUCAAUAACUGUUAUUCUUCCCGCCUUGUUCCCACCAUCUUCAUUGCUUCAUUUAAUUUUUGUGUUUUCGCUAUUCAUGUUUUCAAGUCUAAUUUUUUGCUUUUAGUACUUAUUUAUUUAUUUUUUUGUUUUCAUUUUUCAGUGUCGAUUUAUAUAAUGAAAUAUAGAACUGUUUUUAUAUU
Molecule: messenger RNA, 2529 nt
Organism: Olea europaea var. sylvestris
Lineage: Eukaryota; Viridiplantae; Streptophyta; Magnoliopsida; Lamiales; Oleaceae
Product: G-type lectin S-receptor-like serine/threonine-protein kinase At1g11330
Exons: 7
Coding region: 674-2005 (443 amino acids)
Biological process (GO): protein phosphorylation
Molecular function (GO): ATP binding; protein kinase activity
Source: RefSeq, a predicted model, not a curated record